Xyrichtys novacula (pearly razorfish) is the source of this 7528-nucleotide messenger RNA. Lineage: Eukaryota; Metazoa; Chordata; Actinopteri; Labriformes; Labridae. The record is from the annotation of a GenBank genome assembly.
UUUUGAUUGGAUCAUAUCCUUCCCGUGAUCCCUGGAGGUGGAAGCCGGGUACCUGCCGAUCCACUGCUAGGCUGAACAGCUUUGAGCUCCAGCAACACGGAACAGAAUAUCAGUCUGCCUCCCCGUCCUUCUGUUGUGUGCUUCGUGGACAUUUAAACGACAUAAGGUAGGCGUUUGUUAUGUGUCAUUUAAGGCCAUAUACUCGUGAAGUAAUUCGCGACGUAAUGUUAGCUGAAGACGAUCUUCAUUGACGUACUCUACCGGUGUUGUGGUUUAAUAUGUUACCCUAAACUGGCGGCUUCCAGUCGAAUACACUUGUGGUUACAACCGCAAACAUCCUUCCGGCUGCCUUUUUAUUUGGUGUUAAUUAAAAACAUUUCCAAUUAGUAUAACUUUAAACCACACAAAAAAGAUUAAACAAAAGAGCAAAGUAACAUGGUGUCAGUUUAACUGCUGUCAUAAAUACGGCAACCGUAGAAAGUCACCACUUGACAGGGUCACACUUAGAACCGAAACACCGGUUAACCACAGUUAGGCCAAAAACGUUAAAAUAUAACGAAAAUUAAGCAAGUAAAUGACUUAUUUGCCAUAUUCGCGUGAAUAUAACACAGGCAUGGGGGAUUUUUUCAGAAACAAUGAAAAACUGACAUUCAGAAUGCCAUUAAGGGCCAUAGUUUAAUGAAAAUCCUUCCUGUUUUCUUGUGGUAUUGUGUCAUUUCUUGUGUCAUUUAAAGCACUAUGAAACGAUGUGGUAACGGUUUGCACUCUUCGUUUGGCCUUUAGCCGGACUGCCUCUGUGUUUGAAAAGUGUCCUCCCAAUCAUGCGAUCAUCAUCAUGUCUGUCCACUUAUGUAACAUUUCCAAAAAUGGCAAAAAUGCCCAAGUUUCGAGGCAUUUCAGAAUUAAAAAGUGUCAUUAAUCGAGGAAAAUCAUGGGAAUAAACAUACAUGCAUACACCGAAUAGGGUCCCAUCUUUAUAAGACACACCCUGUUAGAUAUUUAAUCUGUUUUUUUAAUUAAAGCUGCAGACAAAGUGGACUCAGGGUGGAUUAAGUUAGAGUGCAUUGGUUAAUCAUGUGCAGCAGGGUGGUGGUUUAAGGUGAUCACAGAGUUUACAGAGUACAGCAUGAAUGCUGAGUCACUGCUCUGACUGCUCCAGUUUUAUCAUAUGAAUGAAUUCAUUCAUUGAUACUGUAGUAACACACAAAGAGAUUUCUUCAGCUGUGGUAUCAGUGUCACUUAUUUAAGAGCUGCAGCCACUACAUUUUCAGCUGAAUUACUGUGUUUUUUUACAUUUUUUUUUCAUGCAGAACAUUUUCUUUUCAUUGAGUAGUUGUAAGAAACUCUUUAUUCAGCAGUUUCCACGUUACACCCAGUUUACUACAGGAUAAUAAUAUGUGUAGUAAAUACUUAGCAGUCUUUUGGCCAAGUUGGCACAUUUCCUAGAUGUGUAAUGCUGAAGUUAAACUCAAGCUCUAGCUGAUUACUGAUCAAAUCACAUUAACCACACACUACACAGUAAUAGUAAAUUUAUGGCACUCCAAAAAUCACUUAAUCAGUCUUUUACCUUGUAGGUGUUUUUUUUUUUCAUCACAAGACUUUUGCACUUUUGCACAUAGUAAAGGAUGGCACUAAUGUGACCUGAAAGUAUCUCAUAGUAUCUCUAUUUGUCUCUCCUCUCCAGCUUCAUCAUGUCUCAGAAGAUUAAGGCCGGCUCGGUGGUGGAGAUGCAGGGAGACGAAAUGACUCGUGUCAUCUGGGAGCUCAUCAAGGACAAACUCAUCUUCCCGUACCUGGAGCUCGACCUGCACAGGUGAGGGGACACCUGUAUAAGACACCCUGCUUAGACCAGGGAUUCUGGGCUCUUGAUCUCCUAGCAGGAAUGACUUAAUGAAACUGAUUCAAGAGAAAAGGAUGUGGGAGUUCCUGCUGUGCUGGGGUGUCUGGCUCUUCUUGUUUAUCCUGAUACCCCCAAUGGAGAUUAGGGAAAGCUGAAAAUCAACUAUAUAAUUAGCCACCAAUAAGAAGGAGUUUGGAGGCUGAGGACUCCACCCAUAUCCACAACAAAGGAUCUCCACACAGCAGCAGUCGGUGUAUUACAUAACCUCAACUAUGCUGGUAGAUGUUAGAUACAUGUUACAAUCUCUGUGAGAGUUAAUGGCCCUGCUACAACCUCCAACCUUACUGUGGAGGCUUCAUAAAGGCUUCGAUUUCAACAGCUGAUUGGCUGCUGUUCUCAUAUUUUUAAUUUAUGGAAAAAUGAGACAGUUUCCUUUUUGUCCCUCCAACCUUCAGCCUACCUCUAGACAAGCAAACACAAAUCCACAUCUAUAUAAUCAAAAGGUCAAUAUUUACCAUCACCAAUCAGCGCACUUACCCCUCAUGUUAUCUCUUGUGCGUACUUUGAUCUCUGCGUUAUAUUUCAUCUACUAACCUUUAUGAAAAGUCCAAGUAAAUAAUAUUCCCUUUACUUUAAAUGAAUCUUAUCUAAAUCUGAGACUCAUAACCUUCAUCAUAGAUAUCUCAGUAAGACAGAUAUGAAACUUUUUAAGAGGGUUUUUUCCUACUCUGUUGUUUUGACUCGUAUAAGUUAAUAUUUAUCUCGCAGCAUGUUGUGCACAUUUGCUUUGAUUUGGUGUUGAAAUAACUAGUCGAUCGUAAACAGACCUUGCAUGAUCAGGUGGAUAAAACUUAUUGUGAGUCAGUCUGUCAGUGUGUACUGCUCGCAUACGUGAUGUGAGAGUGUCUCUGAGGGCACAGAUUAAAUCUGAUUCAGGUUUUCUCUGUCAGGGAGCGAAGGAGGAAUGCACCUUCCCUCUUGUUAAACCUGAACCUGUUUGUCAGAGAUCUCUCUCUCUCUCUCUUUGUCUUUCCUCAGUGGUGUGUUUCAGUUGUUAAGGGUUGUGUUGUUGUGGUUUGGUCUUGGCCUUUGGGGGAAGGGAAAAGGAUAAGUGGGUAAAAGGUCACAUCUGCCGUUUCCAAACAAUGCCAAACUGUGCACGGGACAAACUUACAAGCUAAUACUUCAGGGGAAUGAUAAGCACAUUGAGCUCAGUCUAGAUUUCAGUUGUAGUACACCUCUUUCUCUGAAUAGUUACAUAGUUGAUCACAAGUGCCACAAGUGCAGCUAGCUCUCUUGUAGUUGUAAUUGCACAAUCGAUUCCUUGUUUCCCUCAUCUUUGAGUCUUUGUGUUACGGGCUGGUUUUGCACAUCUCUGUCCCUGUCACAGGCUUCAAAAGAAGAAGAAGAGUCAGCUUCUCUCUGUGACAGAAGUGGGGCAGGAGGUUAAUGUCUUUUCUUGAUCCCGACUCAUAACAUACCAGCCGAGAAAUAAAGGAAAUGAAGCUGUUUGAGUUAUCUCUGUGGAUGUCGAAAUCUCCCUUUUGACUCAGAGCUGUUGUUCCACACUGCAGCCGUUCUGUGUUUUAUCAUUCACUGAGCAGCUUCUAGACGACUAAAACAUCAACAUAUGUUCACUUUGAGAUCGGCUGCAGGCCUCUGUGCAGAUCUGGACACUGAAGCGUAAAUAAUCACUGCUCUUCUUGUUUAUGGUGCCAAAUUCCUCUGCGGUUAGGAUCAUAAAUGGACCCCAUCUUUGUUUGGUCCAUUUCAUCCCCCUUGUGACUCUGAUGCUCACAAAACUGCUGACACUGACUGUUUUUGUGUUUGUUGCUCUAUUAACUGUCCAAAAUCUUAAGAAAACAUAAAGCACUGUUUCCUAAUGGUUACUGUUAGAUCAGAAGAGCCUAACCCUGUCUGAGAAGCUUGAGAAUGAUACACCAAGUUUACUAGUAUUCGACUAACUAAUAAUAUUAAACUCUUUUUGUGCACAGCUACGACCUCAGUAUGGAGAACAGAGAUGCCACGGACGACAAGGUGACAGUCGAGGCGGCAGAGGCGAUCAAGCUCUACAACGUCGGAAUCAAGUGUGCCACCAUCACACCGGACGAGAAGCGUGUGGAGGAGUUCAAGCUCAAGCAGAUGUGGCGUUCCCCCAACGGAACCAUCCGUAACAUCCUGGGAGGAACCGUGUUCAGAGAGGCCAUCAUCUGCAAGAACAUCCCCCGUUUGGUGCCCGGCUGGCUCAAACCCAUCAUCAUUGGAAGGCACGCCCACGGAGAUCAGGUCAGUCUAGAUAGAAUGACUUCUAGCUGUCCAAAAUUUGGUGUGUAAGAUACGCAUCUAUUACUGUUUUUGACAUAAAAAGUGAGUUGCAGCUUAAACACUAGUGUGACUGCAAACUGGUGUGAAAGUAGAGUUAUGUUUUCCAUGGUUUGAGGGUUUUCUUGCCUGAAGAUAGUGCUGAAAGAAGCAAGCUGCCACUUAGCCUUGCAAAGCAUGAUGGAUACACAGUGAGGCGGUCACCUACCCGCUCAUUUUCUAACAUAAAUCAUCAUUUUAACUGAGGAUUCGUUUCCAGGAAAUCGCCGUGUCAAGCACACCGUUGAUUUGACGCGCUCACGAAUGAGUUCAGAGCGUUCAGGUCCUCAGGUUAUCAGCAGAGACCCCUUCAGUAAUCAUAUUUCAAAAGCCGUCCUUUGGACCAUAAGCUCAGCCCAUACAGUUAAACAUGUUACAGCAGCAUUCAGGAGUAAAUCACUGUUAGCCUGUGGCGUUCUGCCAGAAUCAACAACUCCUCUCUCAGAGGAGAUAAACCAGGUGAAAUGUCAAAGAGCUGAGAGUUACGUAAUACUCCUGCAUGUCAGAGGUAUGAAUGUUUGAAAUUGAGCUGUCAGAAAAGAACAGGUGAAGACAGAGUUUUGCUCAGGUGUUUAUAACUGUCUCUGUGGUUACAAGUGGAUCAAACAGCAGUGGUGCUUUCUAAUAAAAUUUAUAUUAACUUAUAGUUUUUCUCUCCACAGUACAAAGCAACAGACUUUGUGGUCCCUGGUCCUGGAAAGGUUGAGAUGACCUACACGCCGCAGAAUGGAGAGCCAGUUAAAUAUCUGAUCUACGAGUUCCCGGGUAAGAAUACACACAGAUCUGUUCACUGACUGCCUGAGAUAAUCUGGUUACUCAGGCCGGACGGUAAAAUGAUCCUACCAAACAAAAAAGCCUGUACUUGAUACUUUUUUAGAGCUCGUGUGAAAAGCAAAAAGCCAGUAGUAGAUGUCACGAAAUACUUGAGGGUUUUAUUUGUGAAAUAAAAAGUUUUCUCUUCUUUUCUCUCAAAACAUAAAACCUUUAUUCCAAUAACAUUCACUCCUUUAUUCAAUUAAAUGUUUUUAUUACUUAAUAAGAGAACAGGAUUAUUCAUAUACACGAAGAGAUCAGCAAAGAGGUAAAAAAUCCCACUUUGUCCACAAGGGGGUGCCAAAAUAGAACUUUUUGAAGAAUUUAAUCACUUAGAUUACUUUACCUACCUUAUCCCCAAACCUACUGCUGAUUUUAGCCAGCUGUGAUAUAUCAAUCUGGUUGUGAUGCAAAUGUACCUCAUGUUUGGAUUUCUGUUCAUGCAGAAACGGGUGGUGUCGCCAUGGGGAUGUACAACACAGAUAAGUCCAUCACAGACUUUGCACACAGCUCUUUCCAGAUGGCUCUGUCCAAGAUCUGGCCUCUGUACCUCAGCACCAAGAACACCAUCCUGAAGAAGUACGACGGGCGCUUCAAAGACAUCUUCCAGGAGAUCUACGAGAAGUACGCAGUUUUAAUAAUUCACAUGCAGAAUAGUUCGAACAUGCAAAGCAUCUCAUAAAUCACUGCUUUAACUGUGCUGUCCUCUUUUUGUGUGCAGGGAAUACCGCCCCCAGUUUGAGGCUAAAGGCAUCUGGUAUGAGCACCGUCUGAUUGACGACAUGGUGGCCCAGGCCAUGAAAUCUGAGGGGGGCUUCAUCUGGGCCUGCAAGAACUACGAUGGAGACGUGCAGUCAGACUCUGUGGCACAAGGUCAGUGGAGAGAAAACGCUUCAUUCAGGGGUUAUGAAAACCCACGCUGACUCCUAUUUAAGUGGAAAACUACACUCUGUGACUCUGUUCCAGGUUAUGGCUCUCUGGGUAUGAUGACCAGCGUGUUGAUUUGUCCUGAUGGAAAAACAGUGGAGUCUGAGGCUGCACAUGGCACAGUGACCCGUCAUUACAGACAGCAUCAGCAGGGGAAAGAGACUUCAACCAAUCCUAUUGGUAAAUAACACGCACAAAAUUCAGCAUCUAAUACUCCCCCAACUAUAACCCUGAAAAACUCAGCUUCCUUUCAUUUUAAUGUUUGUUUGCCAUGUUGUCCUAAAUCCUCUCCUUACAUGGGGUGUUCUUAUUUUCUGCAGCCUCCAUCUUUGCCUGGACGCGGGGUCUGCUCCACCGGGCGAAGCUGGACAGCAACACAGAGCUGCGAGUGUUUGCUGAGGCUCUAGAGGCGGUUUGCAUCGAGACCAUCGAGGCUGGCUUCAUGACAAAGGAUUUAGCUAUCUGCAUCAAAGGACUGCCAAAGUGAGUCUGCAGUAUCUUACUCUCACAGCGAUCCAGCUGUGUCUGUGAGGAUAUCAUCAAUCAUCUUUAAUGUUUCACACUCUUACCAGAUGCAUUCCUGAUGAAGCCAUAGAGAUUUUUAGGAGUUUAAUGCAUGCAUAAAAGCAGCUUUGAGGUGUAAUUAACUCUUCUCCAUGUCCUUUUUUUCAGAGUGACACGUGCAGACUACUUGAACACCUUUGAGUUCCUGGACAAGCUUGCAGAAAACCUGAAGCUUAAGCUCGCCAAGCAGCCCAAACUGUGAUCUCUCCUCUAAGCCUGACCAGUUAAAAACCACAGACACACUUUCAAACACACGCACACAGAGAUAUCCACACAGAUACUGGAACCAACGCUGGAGAAAAAAAUGGAUUUUUGCCCUAAACUCCAGGAGACUGAGUCAUUCCCCGGCUGAGGGGUCUGAUCAUGUAGGGUGCCUUUUUCUAGAAGGAGUUCUAACAGAGGCCAUCUUUUCCUAUUAAUGCAUCACCAGAAUACCUGAUGCCUCGGUGAUCUUGUUUACCCUGAUUGCACUGGGUGAGUGUGUAUGUGUGUGUGUGUGUCAGUAUUUGUUGGUGAUCUGUGCUCGGCAGGGGCCAGAAUCUGUCUGAGGGAUCCUUCAGUCCCUCAAUGCCUUACUCGUUUUAUGUCAAAGUCAUCGGUUGAUUCUCGUUUCCUCCUUCUGUCUUGUGAACUUUUAACAAUACCUCAGGCAGCAUUUCUAGUUUUAGUGUCAGAUAACAGUGUUAGCUGAGAUUCACUAAUGUAAUUUAACUCGCACAAACACAGGAAACACUGCUUAAUGUCAUGAUUUAUAGAAUUAAAUUAAGAGCUCUGAUUCAACUACAACAAACACUGCUUUUAGAGUUUGUACUCUUCUUUUUAUCAGUCACAGUUGUUAAAGAGGUGUAUUUAUUUGUCCUCUCUGUCUGUGUGUUUUGUAUUAACCAUCAGUCCGUCAAUCAUUCAUAUCCUGCCAAAAAAAAAGUCUUCAUGAAGUUGUUUUAGCUAUUGGUUUGUAAUCAACAUCAUGCAUGUCCAUUCUUAAUAUGACGACUCGUAAUAAAUGAGUUUUUGAAGUAAAAA